Molecule: messenger RNA, 924 nt
Organism: Paraglomus occultum
Lineage: Eukaryota; Fungi; Glomeromycota; Glomeromycetes; Paraglomerales; Paraglomeraceae
Source: the annotation of a GenBank genome assembly
AUGGCUGGUAAAAACUUUACUUUCGACAACAUUCCUGAUCUUAGUGGUAAAGUCGCCUUAGUAACAGGCGCAAAUGUAGGGAUAGGAUAUAUAACCGCUCGAGAAUUAGCACGCAAAAAAGCACACGUUUUCGUAUGUGCACGUAAUAUUGAAAAAGGUCAGUCUGCCGUGGCAACUAUAAAGGCGGAAACAGGAAAUGAACUGGUCGAGUUUUUGCAGUUGGAUCUAUUAAGUUUGAAAAAUAUUAAAGAGGCCGCCGACAAGUUCAUGGCCAGAGGACUUGGAUUACACAUAUUAAUCAAUAAUGCUGGAAUAAUGGCAACCCCAUUUAAUCUGUCAGCGGACGGUAUUGAAGCCCAAUUCGCCACUAACCACAUAGGUCACUUUCUCCUCUUACCCGCCCUCGAAAAGUCUGCACCUUCACGUAUCGUUGUUGUCAGCAGGUAUAACGUGGAAGAUUUGGCCCAUCGGGUGUUUGCUCCUAGAAAGGGAAUCGAUUUCGAGAAUAUUAACGCAAAAAAUCUUAGUAUUUGGACUCGAUAUGGACAGUCGAAACUGGCAAAUGUAUUAUUCGCAAACGAACUUGAUCGAAGAGUGAAAGACAAGAAGAUUUACGUAAAUUCUCUUCAUCCUGGUGUAGUAAAAUCCAACCUUAUGCAAGGUUUAAAGCUCUCCUGGGGCAGUUGGGUGGCAGCUUACACUGCUAUUCAAAAUCUCUUUUCUCUAAGUACUGAAGAUGGAGCUUUGACACAGCUCUACGUUGCCACAAGUCCCGACAUUGAAAUUAACAAUUUCCGCGGACGACACUUUAUGCCGAUUGCCAAAUUGGGAGCAAUGAGUGCCAAGGCAAUGGACGAGAACUUGGCUAAAGAGUUGUGGGAUUAUUCAGAAAAAAUUAUUAAAGAGAGAGUUGGGAGCGAUUAA